Bactrocera neohumeralis is the source of this 5816-nucleotide messenger RNA. RefSeq lists its product as uncharacterized. The transcript has 2 exons. NCBI's taxonomy places the organism in Eukaryota, Metazoa, Arthropoda, Insecta, Diptera, Tephritidae. The coding region runs from base 376 to 4512 and encodes 1378 amino acids. The record is from RefSeq and is a predicted model, not a curated record.
GUUAACCCUGCAGGUGUGACUAUGAUAUAUACAAAAUUUUCCAUCGAUUUUAAAACGAAAGUGUAAAAACAAGCAAAAAUGUAAAAAUUUGAUAAUCUGUAAAUGUAAUUAAACUAACUGCUUAUAAUUUAAUGAACUAUGUAUUCACACAAAAUGUUAAUUGCUUACGAAACAAAUUAGAGGAACAAAUGAAAAUCCAUAUUGCCGAGGUUGAAAGUGGUGGAAACAGUGGAAUACCGAUAAAGGCAACGCGAAUACAGCAAUUAAAAUUGGUACACAUCACCUACUAUUGGAAUUUAUGGAAACUCUUGUUGUUAAUCGAAAGAUGAGAAUCGCCUUAAGUUGGUGUUAGCGAAUUAGCUGGUGCCCUAAAAAAUGCCGAGGGUAAACAACGCACACGCAAAGGACACCAAUGGUUCCAAUGUCAAUGUAGCAACGAAAGUACGAAAGAAUGCCAUUAAGACAGAGGUGGAAAGUCCAGGUGAACAACAUGUUUUUCACAGAAAAUCGGAAAGGAGAAGAGUGGCGCGAGAUAUCUUUUUGGUUUUCGAAGAGCAACCUUGCCGGCGGGUACGUGGAGGUGCUAACAAAAAGAAAACAGCGCAAAAACCAAAAUUCGGCCAUUUGAUGGUUGAGGAUCCAAGUCGUCCGUCUAAAGGGCUAUUGCGUGACAUUAAGAAUGAACCAAAAUGUUAUUUUAGCGAUGAAUGUACGACCAUAACUGCGCCCACAACAGCAACAAAAACAGUAGCAACAAAAGAAAAAAAGAAUACACCAAAGGUGAAUAGCCGAAAAGAAAGUAAACCUUUAGUCGUGACAGAAAAAGUAACAGAACCCACUAAAGAAAUCAAAAAUGAUGAUCCUGUAGCGCGCGUCAAUCCCAUAUUUUUAUGGGUUAAACAAGAUGACACACGGAUCGUUGAAGUGCGUUGUGAGGAUUACGACAAAAGAAACCGUAUACGUAUAAAAAAGACUUCAAACGGUUGGCGGUCAAUACCGCGUACUGACCCAACUACGUCAAAGAUAGUUAAAAUCUUGCAAACACCGCUCUUAAAAGUAAAACGUGAAUUAUAUGAAAGUAAUUUAUUCCAGAAAUGCAAUGAAAAUAUUUGCGCAAAUAUAAGUAGGCAAAUACCAAUAGAUGUCAAUGAAAAGCAAAGCUUUAUAUCGGAUAAUAUUGAAGAAAAUAUGCCGGCUUGUAUAAAAAGCGUAAUUUCAGAUACAGUGAUUAGUAAAGAAGAGGUUCAAAUUGAGAGUAGUGCGAAGGUGAAACAUAAGAAUAAAAAAGUAAAAAGCAAGAAGAAUAGCAAAAGAGGAAGAAAAUCAGCUAAAAUUAAUAUUCCAAAAACUGAAGUACAUCAAGAUGAUAUUCCAGAAAUUAUUACCGAUAAUAAUUUUGACACCCAUUUAGUUAGUCAAAAUGAAGAAUGUUCAGUGCAAAUUGAGCAGUCGAUACAAUUAAAUUCGCAGACAAUACCAGACUUCAAUGAAGUGUGUGUCAAUAACCAUAAUAGUAUAAUAGAAGAUAAUAUGAUUAUCAACAAGGUGGAUGAACAAGCAGAAUCUCAUAUUGACUUGAAAGAACCAAUAGUUGAAGCAGAAAAUACACCAGAAAGUUUAUCAGAUGUAAAUGUGCGGCCUGAUUUAAAUGAAAAAGUUAUAGAAACUGAAACAUAUCAACAUCAUUCAACGCAUUUGCAGCUGUGUCCGAUAACUGGGCUUUUCUUGCCCACAAUAAUUUGCGAAAGUGACAAUGAGGGAGAGAGCAUAGAUGUCGCGCCCAAAGACUGCGACGUUAAUACUUUUAAUACGAACUUUUUGUCCAAAGAUAUAUUAGUGGACUUGGCCGACUGCGAAGAAAACGAUAAUAAUAUGGAAAGUGGGGAGAAGUUACAUACGUUGAAUGCACAUUAUGCUACAAAUUUAGAUGCCGACACCAAAAACCUUAAAGAUCUACUAGACGAUGCUGAUUUAAUGCAGCAUUGCAGCGAUAAUGCCAACAGCGAUGCUGAUAUUAUUGAUUCCAUAGUUAAACGCAGCUGUGAAAACAAUUUAAUCCAGGCGACUGAAACACUCAAGGAGGCUGAUGUACCAACAACAUUUAACACUUCGCAAUGUGAAGAUAUGCCACAAAAAGAUUUGCUAACCGAGGCAAUACCAUUACAUAUAAUUGAUGAGUCGGUGCGUGACUCACCAAAAUGUUUGUCUUUCAAUGAAGCUGGUGAAAUCGAGGGCCUCAAUGGUGAAUUAUUUCAGUCAAAUAAUUUUAUGGAUACUUAUGAAAAAGACUCCAGCGUUGAGGAAGUUAGUUUGAGUGAUGAUGGCAAAAAAACUGAAAGUACGGAUGUAAUGGCAUUAUCAUCGCCAAUAGCACUUAAAGACAAACUGCAUGACGAUGUGGUACUGGACGAGACACCAAAAGACUUGAGUUAUAAAAAACGAGAAGAGGUAUGCCCACCAUCCGAAUCUCGCAGUCAGUGUGCUGUAACGUCGAGUUCAGAUGUCGUGAAGUCACCACAGCAAGGCGAACUACCCACUAUAGAAACAACUUCAGAGGCAAUCAAGAAUUUAAUAUUGGAGCAAUUUAUUAAAUUAAACGCAUUUAAUGCGAUACCGACACCAGUAGCAAAACAACAGUCAGAGCCUAUGAAUCUUGGCAAACCACAUAGUGAUAUAAAUACAAGCAACGAUUGUAACGAUUAUGCUACAUCUACAAAUUAUAUUGAAACAGUUGUUAUUGAUGAUAAUAGCGAUGAAGAGCCAAUGAAGAAACGUGUGCGGAAUAACGAAAAACUCAAUAAAAAUAAUGUUAUUGAUGAUACGGUACAAGUGGUUCAAGCCAUUCAGACGGUCGCCCCAAUACCAACAUUGAUCGAUAAGGAUCCAGAUCCGCUCACACAGUUACAGUUACUCAUUAGAAAUACACAAUGGAAAGUACCGGAUCCAAUACUUGUGCCAAAGGAUAGGUUGCGAGCAGUAUUAGCUUCACCAGCACGAGAAAUUCCACUUUUAAUUACGACUAGACCGGAAUUAAGGCUACCUGAGGCAUUUGCUUACCCCGAGAUUAUACAAAAUCCCAAUAUAUUGGUAAUUUCGAUGGCGCAAUUAGAAGCUAUUUUGAAAAAUGAAAUGGAAAUGGAAAAAAACAAAGAUCAAUGUGCUCUGGUAGAUCCACUACUUGAGUUGCAGCCUGAAAACACAAAGAAAAUUAAUACUAUGCCCUGUACAAAUAAAAACAAGCCGCUUAUCGAACCGAAAAGUGUAAAAGUUAAAGAAGCGCCAUUGAAUCCACCAGUGCCGCCACCCAAAUGUUCACAUGUCGAGACAAAUUUGGCUUCCGAUAUUAAUGCUGCAACGCUGGCAGUAUUAAAUCAAAUGUUGUGGUUGCCAUAUUUUGGGCAGUUAUCGCAGGAGUUUCUAAAAACAUUAAAGAAUCCUCUAGGCGUACAAAACAAAUACGCGAGCAUACUGCCACCACUAUACAAUCACCAUCUUGGCCUGCAACAUUUGGAUGAAAUGUACAAGAAUUACGUGAAGCAGAUGACUGCCUUAAAGCACAUCAGUGCUGCAGAGACACCUGUUAACAAUGCGUUGCCAAAUUUUACACUGCCACUCGGCGCAUUCCAGCCCACUAUGGAGACGACGGUCUUUCAGAAAAUGUUGCAACAUCAAAUGGCUAACUUUUUGAAUAUAAAUCCUAUGGCUACAUCUGAGGACGUAACCAUGCAAACGCCAAUGCAAAGAGGUGUUGUUGGAAAGAGUCCAGCGCACGAAGGAAAUAUAAAUGUUGAUCAGAUGCUUGGCGUUGAAGAUAAGAAGGCCAAAAGUAACACGACCACAACGACGACGACGGCAAAUACAACUCCUGACAUUAGCGGCAUAGUCGCUGGUGUUGCCGAGAAGUCACUUAGGCACAAUAACAACAAUGCGACAUUAAGUUGUGAUAACGCGAUGCCUGAUAGUGUAAAUUAUAAUAAAUACACCUAUAUGCAAAAACAAGAAAUUGAUAAUAAGCCACGUUUAACGUGCAAAUCUCUUUCAAAUUUAUUAGAACCGGAAAGUGUGCCGUCGUCGCCGGCGGUUCCAGUUGUCAAUCUUACCACAGACCAUAUACGCAAUGCGUCACAUGAACACACUACAAAUAGCCAAAUUAACACAAUCAUCAAUAAGGAUACAACCAUCACGGUUGCGCCAGCGACCGCGGAGGUAAUGCCUUUCAAAACUGCAAAACUGAAUAAAGUCUCGAGUGCAUGUUUAAAUGCCACGCAUGAGCUGGCUAAACAGAGAAAACGCGUUAUGAACUAUACUGAUGCGGCGGUGGCAUCUACGCCUGCUGUUACUACAGCAACAACAGCAUCUUUAGAGAGUCAAACGUCGAGUCGAAACAUUGUGUCCGACAACAUGAAUGUGGAGACCAAUCAGGCAUUGUGGCAUCCACUGUUUGGAAGUAAUGUAAAACCUGGCUACAGCAGUCCCUGGCAAUGGACCACAGUAACGGCAACGGGUGAAUGACAUUCAAGGGGUCUCAAGGGACCCAACAGUUAUGAAAAUGAACUUAAUGAGUUCUUUAAUACCUCUAAUAAUGUGCAUUAUGCUGCUGUCAAAGCACAAAGCGCCCACACCAAUCAUAAUCAUAACAGCGGCAACAGCAAUACCAGCAGCAGUUGCAAUGCGAAAUCUAACGGUGGCAGCAGCAACAAUAACAACCACAUCAGGAAUAAUGUUAGAACAUGCAUGACCACCAACACAACACAUAACCCCAUAGAUGCUAGCGGCAGCGGCGGCGGUAUCGGCAGCAGCAGUAGUGGUAGUUGUAACAACAGUGGCAUUAACAGUUAUCAACACAGUCUACAGCAACAAACAACAGCGGCCGCAGCGGCAGCAGCUGUGGCAACAACGCGCGACCAAAUAAACGGUUAUGCAAGCUUCAAGGAACCCGAACGCUUUAUAGAGCAUAAUUUUUGGCAAACACAAAAGCAGGCUGCUGCUGCGGCAGCCGUCGCUGCUACGCAUGCGACCAAUCAAUGGUCACUUAAUAACAAUCGCAAUUAUAUGAGUAAUCUAUCGCAAAUCUCAUAUUCGAAUAACAGUCAACCGAACCAAAGUUCAUCGCCGUAUGUGCAAUUCAAUCCCUACAUGAACAUGAAUUUAAAUAUGAACAUGAAUCAGCGUUCAUUUUUAAAUAGCGCGCAAGCAACGGAUAAAAAUGCAAUGCAUUUAAAUCAUUUCGAUAAACAUAAUAUGCGUUUUGGGGAAUACGACUGUACAUUGCGCUAAACAAAAAAAAACACAUAUAUGCUAAAAAAUGAAAACAAGGCGAACAUCUCGUAACAAUUAAAAUAGGAGGUAUAAGAAACCCAUACACACCCACAUACAAAUAAUAAAUAUAUCAUUGUACUGUUGCGCAAUGUACAUGUUGAAUAUAACCCAAUAUGCAAGCAUUCAAACAUACAACCAUAUACACUUAACAUAAUAUACAUAAUUGCAUACCCAUUAGAUACAAGUAUAAUAUGUGGUAUUUAAGUUGAGCGUAAAUAUCGAAAUGUCUGCCAGCACAUCAUUGAGGAAAUGUGUCCUGGAAUUACACAAUAUACUAGAAUGUUUUGUUAGGCCUAUUAAUGUUCUUAAAAAGUAAACAAACAUAUUUAUGUGAACUUGAUUAGUGAAUUUGUUAUCAGUAGUUUGUUACACCAUAUUGUUAAUCGAAAUCUAUCAUGAUGCGUUAAUAUAUAAUGUAUAUAGAGUUUUUUUUUAUCUAGAUGUAUUAUCCUUUUUUAAUAAAAAGCAACAAAUGACUAUGGUGACUAUGUAAAUUA